Messenger RNA from Alternaria ventricosa, 1182 nucleotides. RefSeq lists its product as uncharacterized. Gene Ontology annotation, molecular function: 2-oxoglutarate-dependent dioxygenase activity. Lineage: Eukaryota; Fungi; Ascomycota; Dothideomycetes; Pleosporales; Pleosporaceae. Bases 1 to 1182 code for a protein of 393 amino acids. The record is from RefSeq and is a predicted model, not a curated record. The transcript is spliced from 3 exons.
AUGAGCAAUGACGCGCCGACGCUUGGAGAGAUCACCCAACUAACCCGUCAAGAACUUACUACGAGGCAGAAGACCGACCCUAUUCGCGAAUGCGGACGCGCCGCGCUGUCGCUCCUUCCCAACGAUUUCGAGCUCGGCCUCAAGCUUGCGUAUCAGAAACUACACGAUGUGCCGUAUAGGGAGGUGAAGACGUGUUGGCGCAGGCUGUAUACGGAUACGAGCUUGUGGAAGGUGUUGAAGCUAGUAGGCGACAGGCAUGAUGAGCAGUUGCGCGCCGACCUGUCCAAUAGCGGGAACGACGAAGUGGAAGUCGAUACAAAGAGCGACUGGGUCGAUGAAGUGGUGCGGAUACUGGAUAUGACGCUCAUACUGACAGGCGCACCUGAGAGGGAGGAGCUCGUAGAGCUUUGGUUUGCAGCGCUGAAGGCUGUUCUAACUCCUCCAGGAUCUCAUCUUGAUUUCGACGCUCCAGAACGGCCGCCAAGCUUCGCAACAGUGCUUCCCGAUCCUCCACCCACCCUUCGACACGCGAUCCCACGAACGAAAGAGCUCAGUCUGGAGGCUUUCCAGGAGAGACUCGGCGAUGCAAAUACACAUACCCCACUCAUCAUCGAGGGUGCGAUACAACAUUGGCCCGCUCUUGAUGAGCGGCCGUGGAACGAUCCAGCAUAUCUGCUUGAGCAGACGCUUGGUGGUAGACGGCUCAUACCGGUAGAAGUUGGGAAGAGCUAUACCGAUGAAGGUUGGGGCCAGCGCAUAACCACCUUCCGUGACUUCAUGGAGACGUAUAUGCUCGAAGUUCAUAGAGGGGCUGUCCCAACUGCAGCGCACACAGACACGACGCUGAGUCCUGAACUCGACAAGGCAGACAGCAGCACGAAACCCACACCUACCGGCUAUCUAGCCCAACACGACCUCUUCGCCCAGAUCCCCUCCCUACGCGCCGACAUCAGCAUACCCGAUUACUGCUACUGCGAGCCCGCUCCAUCCCCUCACCUCACACACAUCAAACCCGUCGCGAAGCUCGAAGAACCUCUUCUGAAUGCUUGGUUUGGCCCCGCAGGCACCAUAUCACCCCUCCACACCGAUCCCUACCAUAAUAUCCUCGCACAAGUUGUAGGAUACAAAUACGUGCGUCUCUACGCACCUGCGGAGACGCAGCGUCUGCAUCCGAGGAUGUAA